CGGGCCACGCGCCGGUAGCCUGCGCGCCGGCUGCCAGUUGCCCCGGCAACCGUCGCGCCGCGUCUUCCUGAGGGAGCUUCUGUCAGCCGGCUGAUCCCAUCAGGCGUUCCCCACUGCCCAGCGAUUUUCGCGUGGGCUCAGAGGCGGAGGGACAACAAAAAAUGGCGGAGCGGAUCCAAACGGCGCCUGAGGCAGGUAAUGAUAUGGGAAAUGACGAUGCCAUCGGAGGGAAUGUGAGCAAAUAUAUGGUGCUUCCAGCUGGAUACUGUGGACUGCCCAAGAAAGGACAUCUUAUCUUUGAUGCUUGCUUUGAAAGUGGUAACCUUGGACGGGUGGACCAGGUCUCUGAGUUUGAGUAUGAUUUGUUCAUUAGGCCGGAUACCUGUAAUCCACGCUUCCGAGUCUGGUUCAACUUUACUGUUGAAAACGUGAAAGAAUCACAGAGAAUCAUUUUCAACAUUGUUAACUUCAGCAAAACCAAGAGUCUUUAUAGAGAUGGGAUGGCCCCUAUGGUGAAAUCUACCAGCAGACCAAAAUGGCAAAGGCUGCCGCCUAAAAAUGUUUACUACUACCGCUGCCCAGACCAUAAGAAGAAUUACGUGAUGUCCUUUGCAUUUUGUUUUGACAAAGAGGAAGAUACUUACCAGUUUGCUUACUGCUACCCGUAUACGUACACUCGCUUUCAGCACUACCUUGACAACCUGCAAAAGAGAAACAUGGAUUAUUUCUUUCGGGAGCAGCUGGGUCUGAGCGUGCAACAGCGGCAGCUUGAUCUCCUGACAAUAACCAGCCCCGACAAUCUUCGGGAAGGGGCAGAGAAGAAGGUGAUAUUCAUCACAGGACGAGUCCACCCAGGGGAGACACCCUCUUCAUUCGUGUGCCAAGGGAUCAUUGACUUCCUUAUAAGCCAGCACCCGAUUGCCCGUGUCCUACGGGAGCACCUGGUCUUCAAGAUUGCACCAAUGCUCAACCCAGAUGGCGUCUACCUGGGCAAUUACAGGUGCUCUCUGAUGGGGUUUGACCUGAACCGUCACUGGCUGGAUCCCUCUCCGUGGGCCCACCCUACCUUGCAUGGAGUGAAACAACUCAUCGUCCAGAUGUACAACGAUCCAAAAACAAGCCUGGAGUUUUAUAUUGACAUCCACGCCCACUCCACCAUGAUGAAUGGUUUCAUGUAUGGCAACAUCUUUGAGGAUGAAGAACGGUUCCAGAGGCAAGCCAUUUUUCCCAAGCUCCUCUGUCAGAAUGCCGAGGACUUCUCCUACUCCAGCACAUCCUUCAACCGGGAUGCCGUGAAAGCAGGCACUGGCCGUCGUUUCCUCGGUGGGCUCCUGGACCACACUUCCUAUUGCUAUACCCUAGAGGUCUCCUUCUACAGCUACAUCAUUGGGGGCACCACAGCUGCUGUGCCCUACACCGAGGAAGCCUAUAUGAAGCUGGGGCGGAACGUGGCAAGAACGUUUUUGGAUUAUUACCGGCUGAACCCCAUGAUUGAGAAAGCUGCGGUUCCCACGCCGAGGCUGCGGAAAGAAAAACCCCUUCCCUACAAGUACCCACUCCUGAGGGGCCCGGCCAGCAACUACCCCCACGGCAAAGGGAACAAGAAGAGCUCAGUGAACCACAAAGACCCUUCAAACUCUUUUUAAGGACGUGGAGUCCAGGGAGGGCUUGUGGAAGCAGGAGCAUGCGUUUUCUGCUGGGGCAUGAAAUUAAUCACCCUUCUAGUUUCCAAGAUAAAGGUUGGGGGAUAAUGAAUAAGCUAGCAAAGGGGAAGGGAAAAAGUGAGAAAUUUCAUCAUCAAUUUUCCCCUUUACCAAUGGAAAAUCAAUUGUAAACCCUCAGCUUAAGGCUCAGGAACAAAACAGGAGACUCAAACCAGGCGAGUACAGAUGCUCUUUCCCACCACAUCCAGGUCCUCACAGGAAGAGGAAAACCUACACAUCCUUUUUGAGAAAUUUGACACAUCUCAGGUCAGUGCUUUCAAGCCGCUUUACCUUUUUAAGUUGCCUAGUUACUACAGAUGGUUACCUUUUAGAAUAAGCUGUGGCUGUUUACAGUUUUAGAAAAACCGUGUCCGUAUUUGCUGAUUCAGAACAACAACAACACAGACAACCCAAGACAAAUGUACUGUGAGGAACAAUGGAACAGAGUUUUUGAAAUCACAGUGGUCUUAGAUAUUUUGGUCCCUUUAUGUAUGAGCUGCAUGCUCCCUGACUCCCCAACCCCAGCUCUCAGAAAACUGGUCUAAGAGCUCUUUCCCAAUGACCCAGGUAGUUUAAAUGAGAUUUUAGCUCCAAAGACAAAAAGUAUCGGUCAUUCAUUUCAAAAGGACUGUCACGGUUAAUAUCUCCAGAUCCUGGUGUUGUGAGUCAAGCCUGGCCACUGAAGAGGUGGGCAUUGAUACCUGCUGUGGGGAAAGACUGGUUGUCAGGUAAGGGAGAUGCAGAAGACAAAAGGAGGCACUCUGAGUCAGGUGUGGAUGAUAAACUAAAACAACAGCAGUAGCAAUUCCCAAGGUGUGGCAAGCUUAUUAUUGUGCAUUUUUCUAAAGAGUAAAGUGCCUUUGUAUGAUGAAUGGGUCCAGGAGAGUCUGCUCUCUUCCUGUCUGUGAAGCAGCAGGCUGUCAUGGUGACUCAGCCUGCUAAUUAAAACGACCUCCCGGAAAUGAGGAUUAGGAGAUAGGGAGAGGUAGGGAGGCUCAAGGGAGGCAGGACCUUUAGCACAAAGCUCCAGUUAAGCAUUUUUUUGCUUCGGGUUGGAGAUUUUCUAAGUUUGUUGCAAAAAUCAAGAGCAAAGCUUAUUCUCCCUUUGCUUAUUGGUUUUCAGAAAUUGUAACAAAGAACCAUAUGUCAGCUGGCUACAAAUGUUGUGUUGUAUAUACAGCUUCUCCUCUGGGUUCUUGUUGCCCAGAUUAACACAAAUAAAGUGGUUUAUGCAGCUCU
Rhinolophus ferrumequinum (greater horseshoe bat) is the source of this 2942-nucleotide messenger RNA. RefSeq names its product AGBL carboxypeptidase 4 (gene AGBL4). NCBI's taxonomy places the organism in Eukaryota, Metazoa, Chordata, Mammalia, Chiroptera, Rhinolophidae. Bases 162 to 1646 code for a protein of 494 amino acids. Gene Ontology annotation, molecular function: zinc ion binding; metallocarboxypeptidase activity. The record is from RefSeq and is a predicted model, not a curated record. Gene Ontology annotation, biological process: proteolysis. The transcript is spliced from 13 exons.